UCGCUGAGUGGGGUCCUCUGUCCCAUCGUCUCUUAUAACAGGAAGAUUGAAGUCGAAGGUGGUUGGCCAAGAUGCCAGAAGAGAUGGCGGACGGUGGGAGGAAGCUUGUGACGCUCGAUGACCUCAUCGAUGCCCUGGACAAACGCAAGAGGGCGCCAAGCAAUGUCCCAAAGGUCGAGACAUUCCACUUCAAAGGGGAUCGGGUAUCUGAUUGGCUGGAUCUGACAGAGCAGGCGUUGGUGGGACUGUCAGAUGAGGUCAAGCUCCAGCGGGUCCUGAGGUAUGUCGUGCACAGUCACCAUCGGGAAGUAACUAAGGUUGUGGACGCCGCCGGUGGCAGUUGGGCAAAGUUUGGAGACCUAAUGCGCAGGAAGUAUAGGCUGGGGGACGGCCUGCUGACCAUGGCCGACUUGGAGGCCAUGAACAAAGAAGACUUCUCUAUCAUUGGGGCGUUUGUGCACGAGAUCAAGAAAAGGGCGAGGAAAGUGCACGAGAUUUCUGAGGAAGCGCAGUGCGCCACAUUUUUUGGGCUACUUACAGGCUCGGAGGCCACAGAGCUGGCGAAGUAUGGGGAAGGAAGCGAGAGGCUCACCUGGGCAACCAUUGACAAGGGAGUGGAAGAAGGGAGCCUGGACCAGGUGGAGCAGCACCAAAUGAGGCUGCAAAGGCGCAAGAGGAAGGAGAGGGAUGUUACUACAUCUGAGACCCCAGGGGUGAAGAGAAUAGUCACGGACGUGUUGGCGGCACUGGGGUAUGAUAGUGAGGCAGAACUACAGAAAAGAGUGGUGGCAGUGGCCCAAGGCCGGGCGUCAGRAGUAGGAGAUGAGGAGGCAGGGCGAGAAGACUACGGCGGAGGGGAGACGGGCUCCCAARCCCUGACUAAGGCCCAGAGGAAGCAGCGUAAUCUGCUACUGGGGGGACAGGGAUCAGGGAAAGGGCAGGCUCCCCAAGCCCUUGCCGCACUACCACCUGUCGCCGCGGCCGCCCCAGAGCUUGCGCCAGCCGGAUCAUCGCACAUGGGGCCGCCACCAUCUUGUAUGGGCCCCCCGAGCUACCCGGCGACUCAAAGCCAGCCCGUGACUCAACCGCCGUCCUCCCAGCAGGCCUCGCAAGCUAGUGUGGCCGGGGGAGGAGGCCAAGGACAAGGCGAGCAGGGCAAUGGGGGUCGGGGCCAAGGAGGUAGAGGAGGGGGCGGUUGGGGGCGAGGAGGAAAUAGUGGAGGCCGUGGAGGAGGCUGGAAUGGUCAAGGGGGUCAGAACCAAGGGGGCCAAGGUAGCCAGGGAGGGGGUCAAGGGUAUGGGAGGCCCCGCUUCGACUGGCGGAGCGCAACUUGUUGGCAUUGUGGCGAGGUGGGCCACACCGUACGAUUCUGCCAACAGCGGCGGGACGACGAAAAGGCAGGAUUAAUCUCCACCUGUAUGGACGGAGAUAUAUACGACCGGUGGGGAACGCACAUUGACCCCAAGACCCCGGGAGGAAUCAGGCAGGAAGCCCUUAGGCGGGCAACGGCCGGGCCUUCAGCAGCCCCAGCAAUGUUUAGGAUAUGGCAGGAGAGGCAAGACCCCGGCGUAAGAGUCGAGGAGAUUGUGGAUGAAAAUGAGGAAGUAACUCAGCGGUUGAAGGCGGGGACUAUAAAGGAGGAACCCAUAGUUGUGGAGUCUGACGAUGAGGCGCAGGAAGUGGUGAGAGAGCCAGCCUCGACCAUCCUGGAGAGGAUGGAGGACCUGCUUGCAAAGGUCGGCAGGUAUCAGGAUCGAUUAAGGGCAAUGUGUGAAAAGGUCCGGGAAUGGAAACUGAACCUUCCUGAGGUAAUGCUCUAUGGGUCCGGCCCGGAGUCAUCGUCAGGACCGCAAGGGUGUCCAAGUGUGGCUACGGCUGGGACAGGUCCUAGGUCAGGGAUGACCUUCAGACCCCCUACGUCGCAUGGAAGGGUACCACAGGCCGCGCAGACUAGGGGCCAAAGUAAGGCUACCACCAGUCAAGGGCCCAGCCAGGCACCCAGUCAGGCGCCCCCUCGAAAGGACCCUGAGCCCGAAGGAAGGAAGGAAGUGGUAAAGGUUCAAGAAGAGGAAGAUGAGGGUGAUGACGAAGAGGACGAGAGGCUCUGGCAGGAGGAGGACCGGAGGGCGGAACAGAGGACCAAGAAAAGGGGGGCUCAAGGAGGGGCGGAGCCGAGUCUGCAUGAUGGAGUGCAAAAAAGGAAGAAUUACGCAGUCCGGCUGGAGGAAGGCUUUGACGUGGAGCGAAUGGUGGAUAAGCUCCUGGAGGGCCAUAACAAUCUGAUGAACUUAAAGGACAUUUUGGCCUCAGCACCGAGGCUCCGGGGCGAGCUGAAAGGGCGGCUCUCGCGAAGGUUAGUGCCCAAUGUCCACCUGAGCUCAAUUCUGCCCAGGGAGAUAGAGUGGGCAGAGGCGGGCACCAGGAUGGACUGGAAAUGUGUGGCAUGUGGGUUGGUGGACCUGAAGGUGAGGGACCAGCCGAGCAUUGCAACGGUGGACACGGGCGCGGAGAUGAACAUCAUCCGGGAGCGGGACGCGACCAUGUUGGGGUUGGAGGUCGACCAUUCGGACCAUAGCGUGUUGCAUGGCGCCAACUGUAAGGCCAUUUUCUGCGGCACCGCGUCCAAUGUGAUGGUGGAGAUUGGGAGAGUAAAGGCGCGAACGUGCUUCUUCGUCAUGCACGACGUCGACCACCCUAUUCUUCUGGGGAGGUCGUUCCUCUGCCGAACGGAGACCUUGGUCUUCAACAGACAUGAGGGGACGAUGAUCCUGGCCCUAUCUGAUCUGGCCUGUGGGAAUUAUGAAAUCAUGAAGUGCCGGAACACAGGGCCCGGAAGUGGGAGGAAAAGGCUCAAUCUCGGCUCCUUUACCUUUGAGGAGUCUGAGUACGCGCGACGGAGACUCUGGGAGGAGCAGGAGGAGGAAGGAGCGGGCGAAGUAUUAUCCUUGAGCCUUAAUGAUGUGAAUAAGGCGAUGGAGGUGGUGGCGGCGCAUGAUAUGGCGGACCCUGAGGCUAUAAAGGCGUUGAGGGAGCAGGUCCUAGAAAGCCCUCAGGCAGGGCCGUGUCGCAUCAAUAAUGAGAAUGAGGAAGGGUUGAUAAUUGGCGAGCCGGGCUUCCUGUCGCCCCAGGAGAGGACCUUGAUGGUGGAGACCAUGAGGAGAAGGCAUUGCGCGUAUGCGUUUAAUGAUGAUGAGUGUGGGAGGUUGGACGUGGAUAAGAUCUCAAUGAUACGAAUCCAUACCGUCCCACACGAGCCAUGGAACCUGAAGGGUGCGCGGUAUCCGAAUCCGGAUGAGGAGAAGAAGGUGGUGGAUUACUUGGAUGGGAAGAUGAGGACGCACAUGAUAAGGGUCAUGCAGACAGUUAGUCCACAUAUCACGCAGCCCUACAUUAACGACUUGGCAGUCAAGGGUCCGAAGGAGAAGGAGGAAGACGAAGUGAUGCCAGAAGUGAGGCGGUUUGUCUGGAAGCACGUCCAGGAUAUCGAUCAGGUUCUGGGUCUGCUGGAAAAGCACAACCUUACGGCGAGUGGCCCCAAGUCGAAGCAUUGCAUGAGGGAGGUCACGAUUCUGGGCUUUGUCUGCAACGAGAAAGGGCGGAGGCCAGAUGUGAAAAAGACGGACAAGAUCCUGGAGUGGGAAGGAGGUUUGGUUCUAGGAGCUCCAAACUAUGAGGCCACGGAGGAGAAGCCAUUCGUUGUCGAGACGGAUGUUGGGCCAACUGCCUUAGGAGGAGUCCUGAUUCAGGCGGAUGCUGAUGGGAAGGAGAGGCCGCUGAGAUUUGAAAGCCGCACCCUCAAUACAACUGAAAGAAACUACUCGCAGUUCAAGAAAGAAACGUUGGCGGUGCUCCAUUGCCUAAGGACCUUCCGUAAUUACAUCUUUGGCAGGAGACUCAUUUUGAGGGUGGACCCUGCUGCGCUUGCGUGUUCCCUAAAAAGUUAUACUCCAUCUGACCCAACCAUCGCGAGGUGGCUGACCUACAUUUGGAUGUUUAACUUUGAGUUGAAGAGGAUUCCCGGGGACAAGAACAGGGCAGAUGGGUUGAGCCGUAUCAACUGGGAUGGGGCGGGUCAAGAGUCAAUUGAGGACACCCCACCAGUUGACAGAUUCUUGGAUCAGGAGGAGGAUGUCCGCCUCCACAUAAAUGAGUGGUCGCUGAGGGUGCCUAGCUGUGUCACGCAUCCUAUAUGGCUAGCACCAAGGGGGUACGAGCAGAAGGAGGAGUUGGUACUCAAACCCUUCCAGGAAGAAGAUCCGUGGGGGAGUAGGGAUGUUGGCUGGAUGAUGAGGUUGGCAUUGGCAGGGACACAUAGUCUAGCGGAGGAGAGGUUGAGAGCUUCCCCUAGGGGGCGUGAUGGCAUGCCCAUUCGAUUGGAGGAAGGGAACGCAGAUGAGUUCAUCCCCGCAUAUGAGCACUAUAUGUUGAGUCUGGGGGUUGCGCAGGGGGAGUGGGUGCAGGCCCUACUUAUCUGGACGAGGCGGGCAGAGAAGCAGGCGGUCAAGCAGAUUCAGGAGAGGGCUCGAGACUGGGAGGACUGUCAGGCCCAGCUUAGGAGGGCGUUCGGACGGCCACAGCACGAGAGGCACGAGCCCAGAGUUGAGAGGCGGCGGCGAAGCAAGAGGCCAAGGGAACCGGCACCGAGAGAGGCGGGGCUGGCCAGAGAGGGGAGGGGAGCCCUGGCCCAGCGGGAGGAUGAGCCCGUAGAGCCCGCAUUGGCAAGGGGGUCGUUCCCUGCUUGUGGCCUCCGGGCGGUUGAGUUUCGGCGGAUCACGAGCAAGGAGUUGAGGCCGCCCUCGCCAUUGCCAUCAACGCAGGAGCUGGACAUACCAAGAGAGACGUCGUUCCGAAGCUUGGCGACGCAUCUCGAUGUAUCCCAAUGGGAGGCCUCACGGCUGGGAGAGGGCUCGGUUGAGCCGGCGUGCUACGUGCCAUUGGAGGAGCCCCUCGACCCUGAGAUGGAGACAGGCAUGCGAGACCGAGAGGAGCCGCAGGACCCUGAGAUGGUAGCCGAGCGGCCAGAUCCGGUACGACCUCAGGGGAGAGAGGUGAUCACGGUUGGGGACGAUACCCCUCCAUGCUCCCCAGCUCCAGAGCCAGCACAGCGUUCAUGGCCAGAGGGGAUUCCUGAACCAGAUAGUGAGGAGAUCCCGGAGUUUCCCCCUGAGGCCACCACUAUACCUGAGCAGGAGGCAGAGGCGGGGAACCAGGGUGUGUGUGAGAGAGCAAGGAUGGAGGCGCCCCUUGACUUGCCCUUGGCCACGCAGGCGACCAAGAGCCCAGACAUCGAGGAGCCCAUUUCAACAGAGUUACCGCCAGUAGUGCCGCACGCGAGCAAAGGAAUGGAGGCGGAGGCGUCGACUCCAGGAGACCAGGGGCCGCGAAUGGGAGGAACCCCAAGGGAGACCCGCGAAGAGAAGUUCGCCCGAGUGCGGGUCCGCCUGGACGAGAUAUACGCAAGACAGGCUGAGAUGGAGGCGGCGGGGAUAGAGCCGACACCGCCGGUUGAGCUCAAGACGAGUGAGCAGAGGAUCGACGAGCUAUGGGCGUGGUAUGAGAGCCAGAGGGAUGCGGCCCGCCAGAGGUCACGAGAGGCAGGACAGGCAGGCGGGGAGACGAGUGAGUUGAGAGAGAUGGGGGACUUGGGGUUCUCCGCGACCAAGCAGGCGAUUGAGCGCAUGGAUCGGAGGGUAUGCGAGACGCCAGUCACAUCUUUCCAGUGGUAUAAUCUGCUCAGCAAUGAGCUUAGGGUUAAGGAGUUUGAGGUAGAGCACCUGACUACUCAGCUUGUCGAGGAGAGGGCCUCGCCGGGUCAGGGAGCAGCGGUGGAGGUCCCUCGACAAGCCGAGCCAAUGGAGGAGGCGCCCUUGGACGCAGUUGAGGAGGAAGGUGGUGCGCAGGAGUCGCUUAUGGCUAUGUCCACGGAGAGGAGAGGUUCGCGCUUGCAUGAGCUGGCGGCAGCCAUGGGGAUAGGCACUCCACAGGAGAGGCCUCAGAGACUCGACGCUCCAGAGCAUGCCCCGAGGUUGGGGGAGUUGAGGGCAGAGCUGGGCUCCUAGGCCACAAGGGCCGACUCAGGAGGGCCUGACUCGCGACGGCAACAACAGCAGGAGGUCAUGAGUGAGCCCGCCGCUA
Messenger RNA from Chara braunii, 6135 nucleotides. NCBI's taxonomy places the organism in Eukaryota, Viridiplantae, Streptophyta, Charophyceae, Charales, Characeae. The record is from the annotation of a GenBank genome assembly.